UGCUUCCUCUCUUAUAAUCUUUGAUUUAUUAAUGUCGAAGAGAUUCAGAUUAAUCAGCGAAGAAGAAGAGGAAGAAGACAACAUGUCUUCCACCAUGUCAUUAGACAGCUUCAACAUAGCAAACGUUCUCAUGCUUCUCUCCAAGAGCCACCGCGCAGCCGCCGGAGAUACCUUCACCGCCUUCACCGUCGCUGGCGGCGAGGCGACCGAAGAGAAGGUGUUCGAGUGCAAAACCUGUAGCCGAAAGUUCACGACUUUUCAGGCUUUGGGGGGCCACAGGGCUAGCCACAAGAAGCCGAGGGUGGGCGGCGGCGCCGCCACCUCUGCCGCCGUGCCAGAGAAACCACGAGCGCACGAGUGCUCUAUCUGCGGACUUGAGUUCGCGAUCGGUCAAGCGCUGGGCGGGCAUAUGAGGAGACACCGGGCAGUGGGUCAAUCCGGGGGGCGGGAGAUGGAGAAGGGAUCGCCGGAGAUUGAUUUGAAUCAGCCGCCGUUGGAGAGGGGGGAGGAGGAGGAGGAGGAGGUCCGGCGUCUUCCUAAGUUGUUGGGAUUCACGUUGACUCCGGCCAUGGUUGACUGCUAUCCAUUGAUAUAUUGAACUGAGGAUUUUAUUUCUAUUCUAAU
Phalaenopsis equestris is the source of this 624-nucleotide messenger RNA. RefSeq names its product zinc finger protein ZAT12-like. Bases 32 to 598 code for a protein of 188 amino acids. The record is from RefSeq and is a predicted model, not a curated record. Lineage: Eukaryota; Viridiplantae; Streptophyta; Magnoliopsida; Asparagales; Orchidaceae. The transcript has a single exon.